Messenger RNA from Musa acuminata AAA Group (dessert banana), 777 nucleotides. RefSeq lists its product as uncharacterized. The transcript has a single exon. Bases 1 to 777 code for a protein of 258 amino acids. NCBI's taxonomy places the organism in Eukaryota, Viridiplantae, Streptophyta, Magnoliopsida, Zingiberales, Musaceae. The record is from RefSeq and is a predicted model, not a curated record.
AUGAGUAUAAUUUCUGAUUCAUCAGGUUCUCUUGCAACAAUAUCUGCUAACCUCAGUUCUGUACCAGUUCUAAACGGAACCAACUUUAAAGAUUGGAAAGAAAAUAUUGUAAUCAUUUUGGGCUGCAUGGAUCUAGACCUUGCACUAAGAGAAGACCAACCUGCUUCUCUUACAGAAAAUAGUACUCAUGAUGAUAUGAGACUAUAUGAGAAGUGGGACAGGUCUAAUCGCAUGAGUCUCAUGAUCAUUAAGCGCGGUAUUCCAGAAGCCUUUAGGGGUGCGGUGUCCGAAGGGAUUACCAAGGCCAAAGAUUUUCUUGCCGAAAUAGAAAAGCGUUUUCUUAAAAAUGAUAAAGCAGAAACAAGCACUCUAUUUCAAAGAUUGUUUACCAUGAGAUACAACAGCAAAGGAAAUAUAAGGGAAUACAUCAUGGAAAUGUCUAAUCUUGCUUCUAAGCUUAAAGCAUUAAAGCUUAACCUAUCAGAGGACUUACUUGUCCAUUUGGUUCUGAUAUCUUUCCCUACACAAUUCAAUCAGUUUAACGUCAGUUAUAACUGCCAAAGGAAUAAAUGGUCUCUUAAUGAGCUCAUUUCAUAUUGUGUGCAAGAAGAAGAAAGAUUAAAGCAAGAAAAGAUUGAAAGUGCAAACUUGGUCAACACCUCUAAGGAUAAGGGCAAGAAAAGAAAAUAUAAAUCUGGAAAGAAUGAGGCUGAUAAGGGUCUAGUACAGAAGAAACAAAACAAGGAUGAUACUUGUUUCUUCUAUAAAAAAAUCUAG